Messenger RNA from Varroa destructor (honeybee mite), 2566 nucleotides. RefSeq names its product arylsulfatase B-like. Gene Ontology annotation, molecular function: sulfuric ester hydrolase activity. Lineage: Eukaryota; Metazoa; Arthropoda; Arachnida; Mesostigmata; Varroidae. The record is from RefSeq and is a predicted model, not a curated record.
AGAGCCCUUCAGUUCACAGUGCCUCAACGAAGAGCCAGCGCUACAUGUGUUGUCUUUGAAUUACGAGCUCGAAUCGGAAAUUGUUGACUCGUCCUUCUAUGUUGUCUUGUUCUGAACUUUUUAGCGUGUACCAAGUGUCCUGCGAGUGUCCAAUAAAGGCAUCUUGAGGUCUAGUCCAGUAAAGGCCUGUCUAUCAGGCUACCUGAUUUUUACCCCAAACAGGUGCCAACAUUUUACCAGGAAGAAAAGCAGAUAGAUCUUCUCUACAAUGAGGUUAAAAUUGCGUCUCUUCAUUUCGACAGCAGUCGUUGUCUUAGUCGUAGUUUCGCCAUUAGCACUACAGGCGCCUGCUGUCAGCAUGUCGAGCAGUCAAGCGGCCAUAAGCGGCGAUUCUGUUGACAGCGUACGCACAUUAGCUGCACCGAAGCGUCCACAUCGUCUAGUAUUCAAGCCCGAUAGAAUCACGUUCUCUGAUGAGCUUCCACCGAUAGAUUCAUCACCAGUGAAAACGAGCGUUGAAAGCUCGCCAAGCGACGUUCCCGAGUUCAACGUGAACGGGGUCGACAACGACAUUUUGGAAAAGCUUAAAACGCAUGGCCUCAAUUAUGACAAGGAAUCAAGAAGCAAAAAGAAAAAAAACAUCAUCGUCAUACUUGCCGACGAUUUGGGUUGGGACGACGUUUCGUUUCAUGGAUCAUCACAGAUUCCGACUCCUAACCUGGAUGCCCUAGCCUCUUCCGGGGUCAUCCUCAAUCAACAUUACGCUCAACCGAUGUGUACUCCUUCCAGAAGCGCCCUAAUGACUGGCUUAUAUCCGUAUCGUACAGGAAUGCAAAAUUACGUUAUUCGGACGGGUGAGCCAUGGGGACUGCCCCUUGACCUAGAAUUGCUUCCUCAAUAUUUGAAGAAACUUGGUUACUCAACGCACGCUGUAGGGAAAUGGCACCUAGGCAUGUUCAACGAUGCCUAUUUGCCGCUUCAACGAGGAUUCGAUACCUUCUUGGGAUAUACCAAUGGAUUCAUUGAUUACUACAACCACAAGCAUCUUACAAAGAAAGGGGUGGGUGGUAUUGACUUUUUUGAUGGUAACACGCCUCGCAACGUGCCUGGAUAUGCUACUGAUGUUUUCACGAAUAGAUCACUGGAGAUUAUAGCUAACCAGACCGAAUACAGCCCUCCAAUGUUUCUCUAUUUAGCACAUCUAGCACCGCAUCGAGCGACUGAACACGAGCCCUUUCAGGCACCAGAAGCAACUGUCAAAGAAUUCGAAGAUUAUAUACAUGUACGCAAUCGUACAAAGUACGCAGCCAUGGUUGCUGAACUGGACCGUUCUGUCGGAAGAAUUGUGCGGGCUCUACAGGACAAAGGCAUUCUUAAGGACACGUUGAUCGUUUUCUCGUCAGACAACGGUGGACAGAACAUUGGAACUCUUAGCAAUGUCGGUUCAAACUGGCCCUUGAGAGGGGCGAAGCAGACGUUAUUCGAAGGUGGAACGCGGGUGGCGGCAUUUACAUGGAGCGCUGACCUGAUAAAACCACGUCGUAUUGAGCAUGGAUUAAUGCACCUCGUUGACUGGUUACCGACCUUCGUGCGAUAUGCCGGCGGAGAUCCUGCAUCGCUUGGGAAAUUGGACGGUGUCGACCAAUGGGAGAUGAUUUCAAAAGGAGCGCCCUCAAAUCGUCAGGAAGUCAUCUACAAUAUUAACUAUGUAGAUCAGUCGGCUGCCAUCCGAGACAACCGUUUCAAGCUAAUAGUUGCGAAUAAGGGCUUCCGCACAUGCCGUAAACGACGGCAACGCCCUCAGCCAAAGAGGACACAACAACUCAAUGGCAUGGUCGACUAUCCUCAAGGUCCGGCAAAUGGAUCGGCAGUAUUGAAUGGAUGGUUCCCCACGUUGGGGUACGGUGGGCCUAUGGGCCUUAUAACGCUCGAAAAAAUGAUGGAGGAAUCGGUCGUCGCAAAGGCGCUUCAUGAAGCUGACUUGUGGUGGAAGAAAAAGGAACAAUCGUCAGGAGCGCCUCUAUCUGAUAGGAACGAAUCGCUAUCGCAGCGAUGGUACUCUCCGAGCUGGUCUUGGAGGGAAGAGAGUCGUCUGCUGUGUGGGUCACCUGAAGCUCACACAUCAUGCGAGCCCUCCCACACCGUGUGUUUGUUCGAUCUACAGAGUGAUCCCUGUGAAAUGAAUAAUAUUUUCGAGCAACAUAUUGAUAUCGCGGUAGAAAUGGUCGAUCGUAUACAAAAGUUAAGCCUGUCUCAACGUCCUGUAAACAACCGCCCAGCAGAUCCCGCUGGGAUUCCAAAGAAUCCGUCAAUGUUUUUUAGACCCUGGAAGUAAUUUUCGAAAUAUAAUCAGUCACCGAUACUUAUCCUCAGGACAUUCGACAAGAAACGACUAAGAAAGCUAGUUUAUAAAAAUUGACUUUGCAAUGUAUGUGUCUUGCAAACAACUACCAGACAGUACAACAGAAAGUCGACUUUCGGAUCGAUGUUCUUAAGAGCCCAAUGUCUAGCCUAGAGGAAAGACAAGGACCAAUAACUUUUCGUUGGACACCAUACGCACGAAAAG